CGCUCAGUGUUAUUCACUGGUAUUGCUGCUGAAUUGAAAAAGGAAGAGACAAGUUAGAGAAAAUAAUGAUUCGGUUACCCGAAAAACUGCCAGCCCAGGAAUACCCCAAAUCGCUCCACAGAUUAAUAGACAGUGUCUGUGGACGUGAUCGCCCUCGGUUCCAGGACUAUGAUAGCUUUUGGAGCCUGACAGAAUGGAUGGAAGUGAUUGACACUUUAACUUCUGUUUUUAAGACGGCUGUUGGAAGAAACCUAUCCGAUGAAGAGGUGAUUCGAUCCCUAACUGGACUCGGCUCCAGUUAUCAAGAUGUAAUAUUGAAAUGCCUGGAGGGCAGAAAAGAGGAAAUCAGACAGAUACUGGUUGAAAAAACAAACACAAUUUCAUCGGCUCAGUUGCAGGACUUUGACUGGCAGUUAAAGAUGAUGAACACAAAGAACAUGAGGGAUCCUCUCCUACCCAGAGGUUUAGGUUCUGUGGUGAUGGGAGAACAUCAUAUGUUGACCUGAUGAGGAAACUGAUCCUGCUCUGUUCCAUUGUCCAUGCCAGCCGAUCUUGCAUUGUUCCACACUCUCCCAUCUCAUCCAUUCUCCCUGCUUGUCUGGGAAAUGGCCUUUACGCGCCUCAUCCUCUCCUGCUGCUUUUGCACCUCGUUGACUAUCCUGUCACAAUUUCAAAUAUAAAAUGCAGAGUUCAUUGCAGUCAUUAGCUGCAGAGAUUACCUAUCCAACAGAAUGAGGCAACAAAAAAGUGAGUACUAACAUAAGUUACUGUUUUUUUGUAUCAUGUUAGUGUCUUAACAAAUUGCUAUAUUUUAAGCAGUUGAAUAUGAUAGCAACCACCUUGUUCUUAAAGUGGCACCCAACAAAUUGGAUUUGGCGACCAAUUCUUUUGGGCCUAAGAGCCACUGUAGCCAUCUGUAGCCAUUAAUUAGCAUUAUAUAUUAAUCUUAAGCAAAAUUACACAACAAACUACACUGUGUGCUGGACUUAAGUUUAGUGGCCUUUGUGCCCUCUACAAAUUUAUUGAACUGAAGGCCAUUGUGGCCUUGCCCUUCUUGUUGCCAGUUUAGAGCCCUGCA
Acipenser ruthenus (sterlet) is the source of this 1078-nucleotide messenger RNA. Its product is annotated as COMM domain-containing protein 8-like. Lineage: Eukaryota; Metazoa; Chordata; Actinopteri; Acipenseriformes; Acipenseridae. The record is from RefSeq and is a predicted model, not a curated record. Bases 66 to 506 code for a protein of 146 amino acids. The transcript is spliced from 4 exons.